AUGGCCGAGAAGAAGAAGAUUGUCAUCGUCGGCGCAGGCCCUGUGGGUUCAUUGGCGGCUCUUUAUGCAAGCUCCCGGGGUUAUGAAGUUGAAGUCUAUGAGCUUCGCGGUGAUCUUCGCAAUGCUGAAACGACCCCACUGAAUUUCACCAAAUCUAUCAACCUGGCUUUAUCUGAACGUGGCAUCAAUGCUCUUCGUUCAGCUGCGGAUGAAACUCUUCUCAACCGCCUGCUGGCCCAGACCAUCCCUAUGCAUGGUCGCAUGAUCCAUACACGAUCAGCAACUGGGGCACUGUCCCAGCAGAGCCAACUCUACGAUGUUCAUGGCCGUUUCCAACGGUCAGUCGACCGUGGUGGCCUGAACGAUAUUUUGCUUGACCACCUAGACUCCUUGCCAAAUGUCACUUUCUUUUUCCAGCAUAAGUUGACAGGUGCGGAUUUUCGACAAAAGAAGGCUUGGUUUGAAGUGAUGAAUAAAUCCACACCUUCUUCUGGACGAGCAAGGGAAAUUGAGAUAGACUUUGACCUCUUGAUCGGAGCUGACGGUGCACACUCGGCUGCACGAUUUCACAUGAUGAAGUUCGCUCGAAUGAACUAUCAACAGGACUAUAUCGACUGCUUAUGGUGCGAAUUCACCAUGCCUCCAACAGCAUCAAAUGAGUUCGCGAUCCACCCAAAUCGGCUGCAUAUUUGGCCCGCGGGCAACUUCAUGUUUAUCGCCUUGCCAAACCUUGACAAGUCUUUUGUCUGCACAUUGUUCGGACCCGUCGAACUCUUCAACAAGCUUGAGGCGGGAUCAGAUAAAGAGCUUGUUUCAAUGUUUGACAAGCAUUUUCCGGGAGUGUCCACCCAUAUCAGGCCAGUGGACUUGGUGGCCCAGUUCAAACGUAAUCCACAUCUCCCACUCGUCAAUAUCAAAUGCUCUCCACAUCAUUAUGGUGACAGCGUCGUUAUUAUUGGGGAUGCUGCCAAUGCUAUGGUUCCCUUCUACGGGCAGGGAAUGAAUGCUGGUCUGGAAUCAGUCAGGGUCCUGUUUGCCAAACUCGACGAAUCACAAAACACGGCUCAAGCACUUGCUGCUUACACUGAAGAACGUAUAACAGACGCACAUGCCAUUGCAGACUUGGCAAUAGCAAAUUAUAUUGAGAUGAGAUCGUCAGUCACCUCACCCUUUUAUAAGCUGAGGAAGUACAUCGAGGAAAGCCUUGACAAGUACCUACCUGCACUAGGUUGGGCGACGCAGUACUCCCGUGUGAGUUUCAGCAAUAUGAGAUACAGUGAAGUCAUUCAAAGAUCUCGGCGUCAACAAUUCAUCCUCACAUGGAUUCUCCGCUCGUCGGUACUAGUAGGACUCUAUGGUGGUGCGACCAUACUGCCAUAUCUUUUGUCGCGACGCUCUCAAAGAUUCUUGGGUCGUGUAUGA
This is a messenger RNA of Exophiala bonariae, 1422 nucleotides long. It is a transcript of the gene BNA4, whose product is annotated as kynurenine 3-monooxygenase, mitochondrial precursor. Gene Ontology annotation, molecular function: kynurenine 3-monooxygenase activity; FAD binding. Gene Ontology annotation, biological process: quinolinate biosynthetic process; L-tryptophan catabolic process. Gene Ontology annotation, cellular component: mitochondrial outer membrane. The transcript has 2 exons. Lineage: Eukaryota; Fungi; Ascomycota; Eurotiomycetes; Chaetothyriales; Herpotrichiellaceae. The record is from RefSeq and is a predicted model, not a curated record. The coding region runs from base 1 to 1422 and encodes 473 amino acids.